Molecule: messenger RNA, 2277 nt
Organism: Homarus americanus (American lobster)
Lineage: Eukaryota; Metazoa; Arthropoda; Malacostraca; Decapoda; Nephropidae
Product: glycerophosphocholine cholinephosphodiesterase ENPP6-like
Exons: 11
Coding region: 1-1791 (596 amino acids)
Source: RefSeq, a predicted model, not a curated record
AUGGAUCGUUUUGUGAUGAGGAGGAAGGAGUCUGUGGCCGGCAGCAGUGAUCCUGCCUCUGCCGACCAGGACAUGGACACAGAAGUUGAAGUGACUGAGACUGUUGACAGCCAGUCCACUGUGACUGAGAGGAAAAAUUCUGGUGCAAUUAAUCCGGGUGACCUUGCUGGCCAGUUGAUGUCAUCACGACGUGAGAUGAUUCGGGUUCCAAAAGUUUCUCCUAACAUAUCCAUGUCCAUGGCUUGUCUAGUAUGGUGUUCCUAUAGGGCAGGCAACGGGCCCUCACCCCACGCCAGCAACAGCAGCAGUGUUGAAGAAAGUGGCUCAGCACACAGGUGUCAGGGAGCACGGAAGAAAAAGGAAAGCAAUUGGAAAUUUCUCUGUUAUUAUUGUGUCCAAGGGACGCAGGUUGUGAGGUACAGUAUGUCUGGUCAAGGAGGCGCGGUGUGGAUGGCGUUGUGGUGCAUGAGCAGUGUGGCGUUCCUGGGGGAUGCCGUGUCUGAGCCGCAACCGCAGCAACACCACCAUGGCAAGCUCCUCUACAUCCUCAUGGACGGGUUCAGGUGGGACUAUGUGGAUCAGCAGGACCCCAAAGACCUUCCUGGCUUCACUAAGUUCCUACGAGAGGGAGGCAGGUCUCGGUGGACCAACCCACUCGUUCCAUCGCUCUCCUACCCAACAUGGACUACUCUUGCCACAGGCCAGUACGCCGAGACCCACGGGCUUGUUGGCAACUAUUUUUAUGAUGCUGAAACAAAGGAGAUGUUCUCACUUUUUGAUGCCAAGAGCACAGGGAAACAGAAGUGGUGGACAUCAGAGCCUAUCUGGACGACGGCAGAGAAGGCAGGUCUUCGCACGGCCCAGUAUCUAUGGGCCCGCUGUGACGUACCGAUUGAUGGCGUAACCACUGCCUAUUGCGAACCUUUCGUGAAGAUCCCAGGCAAGGCAAUCUUUUUGAAGAAUAUUAAAAAUGCACUGGGUAAAUUUGAUGAAGGCUUCGACUUUGUGCAGGUGUACACAGAGCACACAGACAAUACUGGACACAACACAGGCCCCGACUCACCUGAGAUAAUGCAGGCGGUAAGGGACCUCGAUGAUGUGUUGAUGAUGCUGAUGGACGAGCUGGAGAAGAGAGACCUUACCGAUGAAGUGAACAUUGUGAUAGUGAGUGACCACGGGAUGACUUCCACCGCUACUGGGGCAAUUCAGCGCCAUGAGAUUGAUGAUUACCUGAACAGCAGCCUGGUUGAGAACAUCGCUGAUUUGGGCGCCUUCAUGAACAUCAAAGUUUAUCCUGAAUACAUUGAAAAUGUGUUUGAACACGUUUCAAAGAUACCUGGAGUGAAUGCCUACAAGCAUGACGAUAUCCCAGACCGUUACCACUUCAGAGACAACAAAUACAUCCAUGAUAUCAUCCUCAUGGCUCAACAAGGAUACUUCAUAAUGGCCUCCAAGUAUGAAAAACAACUUCCACCACGCAGUUCCUUUGCGUACGUCGGUGCCCAUGGUUAUAACCCGGACAUUAAAGACAUGAAGGGCAUAUUUUUUGCUAGAGGUCCAGCCUUCAAGUGUGGAUGGACAAUUGAACCCAUCCACGUUGUGGACAUUUAUCAAGUGCUCACCCACGUUUUGCAGUUGACACCACAGCCUCACAAUGGCACUUGGGACCGGGUGAAUGAAAUAUUUGCCGACGACACUGAUGUAUGCACAAGAGCUAACACAAAUACUAUUCCGGCUCCGGUUAUGUGUGUUCUGUUUGUUGCCACUCUAUUUACCGCAAUUAUGAACUAAAUAGAUUGUUUAUGGUAAGAUACAACAUAAUUAUUGCUAAAGAAUUAUUUAUGGUAAUAUAACAUACUUAACAUCCAUUGUUUUACUCAAAACUAGAAUAUGGUCAUACAGUAUUUUUAUUACUGUAGGGUGUUUUUUAACGGAGGUUUGAGUUUAAAUAUUACCGUACUUUGUUUACAUUGUCAUUAUUGGUCAAAACUCAAACUGAUGCUGACAGUUUUUAUAACUAUAUCUAUUUAUAUUAAUAAUACCUCUACAUCAUUUUGUUGAAAUUACUUUGUAUUUUUUUGAUAAAUUUAGAAAUACCUGCACUGUACAAUAGUGAAAUCCAUGUUAAGGUAUCUUUAAGUGUAUCUUUGAAAGACUACAAUACAGUACUGCACUGUACUGUACUGUAUUUGUUUAGUGUGUGUAAACGCCUUAGUUAAGGACGUUCAGGUUACGGGUAAGUCGAAGGGAAUGAUUGAAACCCGUCUUUUGACGCAU